Molecule: messenger RNA, 1197 nt
Organism: Acytostelium subglobosum LB1
Lineage: Eukaryota; Evosea; Eumycetozoa; Acytosteliales; Acytosteliaceae
Exons: 1
Coding region: 1-1197 (398 amino acids)
Source: RefSeq, a predicted model, not a curated record
AUGGAUACUUUAGAACAAUCACCAAUUAAUCAAUGGAAGGAUAUAGCAUCUAUUGGUGGAUGCGUACAUGAGAGUUACUUGGCAGAGAGUUGCCGAGAUGAGAGUUGGCAAGAGGUCGCUGCCAAGUCUUCAAUAUUUUUUGCCCAGGUCAGGGAAGACCCUCUACUGGACCAACAGGUCCUCGACAGAUACUUUGGCUCCGAUGCCAAGAUCAACAUGGCCAUGAUAUCAAGUGGCGGUGACACCGCAGCCUACAUCCUUAAGGACCCCAGACUGAAGAAGUUGGACCUGGUCGACAUCUCGACGCCCCAACUAUCUCUCACACGUCUAAAGAUCGAGUUGCUGAAGGAGACCACCCAGCGCCGUCUGGAGUUGCUGGGCCACGCCCCGCUGGACCCUGCCGAACGACGCCAAGCCGUGGAGCUGAUCUUGUCCCGAUUACCGGGGGUAACCAUUUCCGACUUUGAAGGGAAUGACCUCGGCGCCGGCAUCGACCGGACGGGACGCUAUGAACAGCUCUUCCACGCGCUCAAGGUUCGUCUGGCGGACGUGUCCAGCUCGGUCGAAGCGCUCUUUGCACUGACCUCCAUCCACGAGCAGGUGCGUCACAUCUCGUCCGACACCGAGUUUGGUCGCGAGCUUGACGCAGCCUUUGACGAGAUCUUGCACGUCGACAACUACUUUGCAGUGUUUGGCGAGCGCGCCACUUCCAACAAGGGUCGCGACUUCUCCAAGCGCUUCCUUCAGAAGCUGCGUAACUUCCUCUCCAAUCAUCUCGCGUCUAGCUCGCCAUUCGUCUCGCAGAUUCUGCGGGCGGACUUUUACCGUGGCAAGUACUACGAUUGGUACAACAACCCCCAGCUCGUCGACGGUCCUUCGGCCGAGCUCGGCUUCCACAAGCAGGGAAUGGAGGAGUAUCUGCUCAAGGCGCGCGACCUCGACGUCGUCCACCUGUCCAACAUCACCGAUUGGUUCACCCCCGAGGAGAACCUGCGCGUCCUACGUCUUGCCUACCAAGCACUCAAGCCCAAUGGUGUAGUAUUCGUUCGUCAGAUCAACACUCACUUUGAUCUCAACGCAGUACACAUUGGAUUCGUCUGGGAUCAAGCCACCUCUGAAGAAUUGAUCCGUAACGACAGGAGUUUCUUCUACAAGAUAGCUGCUGUUGGAAGAAAGGUUGUUGAGCCAUCUCCAUAA